ACCCCCCGCCCUCGGCCUCCGCUCUGCGCCUCCCCCUCCUCCCCCCUCGGCUCCUCGCCUCCCCCGGGGGUGGAGUUUCUCGCCGAGGAGCGGGGCCGCGCGCUGCUGGGAGAGCAGAGGACGGCGGACAGGUGAGGACGGAGGAGGAGAGGCAGGCCGUGAAUGAUCAUGACCCGAUGAGGCCUCACAUCCGUUUCAGUCUGUGGAGAAUGUAACCUGUUGCCAGAGGCUGCCUGGUUGACAGAGAUCUCUGACAGAAGCACAGGACCCGGUCCGGCGAUGGGUGCCCUGGUUCUGACGCCGGCCUGGGCCCUGCUUCCCGCGCUGCUGCUGGCAAUGACCUGCUCCACGCACGGGACGCUCGUGAAAGUCAACAAGGGCCUUAAGGUCCGACGGGGCCAGUCGGUCCACCUGGACCAGAGCCACCUGCUGUUCCAUAUUCCCCGACAGAAGGACGCGUGCAAGGUGGAGGUGGUGUUGAACGAGCCCAUAACUCAGCGAGUGGGGAAACUCGUGCCUCAGGUAUUUGACUGCCACUUCCUGGCUGAGGAGGUGAAGUACGUGCACAACGGCUGCCCAUUGUUAAAGCAGGACACUGUCAAGCUGCGUCUCUACAGGUUUACGGAGUCGGAGACGUACGUGGAGGCGUUUUCUCUCCACGUGGACAUUAUGGAGCCUGAAUGCAGCAUCAUAAAGCUGGGGCCCAAAUCCUUGGAGGUCCCCGAAUUUUACGGCCUCUCCGAUGCUCUCGACGGAAACGUCGUGUCCUUCCACUAUGAGAAGAGGUCCAGUCUGGAGUGUAGCGUCCACCUGAGUCACCACGACACCCACCUACCGGCCCACGGCCAACUGGUCACUGGGGAGCCGGAGAAAGCCACCAAGAGAGGGGACGAGCCGGAGAGCUUCAUCCCAAUACGCCAGAAGCUGGACAAUAAAGAAAGGGCAAUGUGUAAAUCCGAAGACUGCCUGAAAGGCCUGAAGUUAGUGAAGUUCACUAAAAUCCGCUGUGACGACUUCCUGGUGAUGGGAUUGAAGUAUCAGCACAUAGACCCUCCAUCUCCAGAUAUCGACUACAUCGCAAUCCGCCUGGACCUCAGGGACACAAGGAGCGGCAACACCUAUAAGUCUGAACAGGCGUGGAUCCCGGUGCGGAUAGCCGGUGCCAUUCCGAACCAACCUCCCAAACCGUCGUUCAUGUCCAUGUUUAUCCUGGAAGUGGACCAGUUCAUCCUCACGCUGCUCUCCACCGCGACGCUGGACGCCGAGGACGAAGAAACCCCCAAACAGCGCCUGGUCUUCAACAUCACCAAACCUCCCGCCGACGGCUUCAUCACUCACCUGUCAGACCACACUCACCCGGUCUCCUCCUUCACGUGGCUGGACCUCAACGACAUGCUCAUCGGGUACCAGCCGCCCAACUCCUCACAUGCCCAGCGCAGGAACUACGAGGUGGAAUUCGAGGUUUAUGAUUUUUUCUUUGAGAAAAGCUCAGCAAUAAUUGUCCACGUGUCCGUGAGGAAUGCGGACACCAACGCCCCCAGAGUCUCCUGGAACAUGGGUCUCAGCCUAUUAGAAGGACAGUCUCGCCCAAUAAAAUGGGAGCAGCUGCAGAUUGUGGACAACGACAACCUGAACGCUGUUCGCAUUAUCACUGUGGACGGCCUGCAGCAUGGUCAGCUCACCCUCAGAGGUGGCAAGAGCUUCAUGUUCACCGUCGACGACAUCAAGGCCGGCGCCGUUCGCUAUCACCACGACGACAGCGACUCCACCAAAGACUUCAUCGUCUUCCGCAUCACGGACGGCCGCCAUCAGACCCGGCACAAGUUCCCCAUCAAGAUCCUCCCGAAGGACGACAGCCCCCCGUUCCUCAUCACCAACGUGCUGCUGGAGGUGUCUGAGGGCCAGACCGCCCUGCUGAGGGGCUCCACCCUGCAGGCCUCCGACAUGGACUCCAGCGACGACUACAUCCUCUUCAACAUCACCCGGCCCCCGCAGGCUGGAGAGGUCAUGAAGAUUCCAGGAGCCGGACUCACAGGUUAUCCCGUGAGCCACUUCCUGCAGAGGGACCUGUCUCAGUCCAUCGUUUAUUACCGGCACCUCGGCAACGAGGUGUUCGAUGAUUCUUUUGAGGUGGUGCUGUCGGAUUUCCACGACCCCCCGAACCUGUCGCAGCCUCAGGUCGUAGUGGUUCACAUAGAACCUGUCCCGGACCAACCGCCCAAAGAGGCUCCUGGUACCAGCCGGUGCCUCGUGAUCAAAGAAACAGAUGUGGUCCACAUAACGCGGCAACAGCUCCACUUCGUGGACCAGGAGUCUCCCGACAGCGAGCUGACGUACACCGUCACUACUCCUCCUUUCUACACCGGCGCUCACAGCAGCCCUGAUGCAGGGAGGUUGUUUCUGGUGGACAGCGUCGCCAAAUUCGCCAAGGACUCCGAUGCUCCGGUGCUAAGGCUCUUCACACAGCAUGCGGUGAACUUCAUGAAAGUAGCCUACAUGCCUCCUAUGGUGGACGUUGGCCCGUACCCCCAAUUCAUCCAGUUUGUCCUCUCUGUGACCAACCGACUGGGCAAAACAGUCACCGGCAUCUGCUUCAACGUCACCGUGACACCUGUGGACAACCAGCCCCCACAGGUGGUCACCAACCCUCUGAUUGUGGAGGAGGGGGGGGAGUGUCGGCUGGGCCCCGAGCACCUACUGCUGCUGGACACCGACUCCAUGGAGGAGGCUCUGAAGGUGGAGCUGGAGCGGGGGCCGCGGCACGGGGCCCUGCAGCUGGGCGGCGUGCCCCUGGAGCCAGGACAGGCCUUCACUGUGCAGGACCUGAAGGGCCUCAAAGUCAGGUACGAGCACGACGGCUCAGAGACGGUAGAGGACAGCAUUGAACUCACUGCAACGGAUGGAACCAAUUCAGCCGCAUUCGUUCUGCAGGUGGAGGUGACGCCCAUUAACGAUGAGACGCCGGUGCUGGUUGCUGGUCUGAAACCCGUUCUGCUCUGCGCCGAGGGGCAGGAGAUCGUGAUCACCGUGGAGCACAUCCGCGCCACCGACGCGGACAGCGACGACGGCGGCCUCGCCUUCCUGAUCGCGCGGCAGCCGCGCCACGGCGCGGUGCUCCGCCGCGGCCGCGUGGUCGAUCGCUUCGUCCAGGCGGACGUCGCCGCGGGGAUCGUCAGCUACCGACACACAGGGCCGGAGAUCGGACUCGCUCCGCGCCACGACACAGUCACGUUUGUGGUUUCUGACGGCGAGAUGGAGGACGCUGCUCUGUGCUGCGGUGGAGGAAACCCCCAGCGGCACCGCAGCCUGCCUGUGUACGACCUCCACAUCACCGUGUUUCCUGUGGACAGCCAGCCGCCGACCCUGAGAACAGGAGACAUCUUCACAGUGGAUGAAGGAGGCACCGCCCCCAUAACUCCUUCCCACGUCAAGGCCUCUGACGCGGACACCGCCGUGGACCAGCUGGUGGUCAGUCUGGUUUCCCCGCCCCAGUAUGGCUACAUUGAAAACGUGCUGCCCAGUCCUGGCUUCGAGAAAAGCAACAUGGGCAUAAGCAUAGCUUCGUUUUCGUACAAAGACCUGAUCGACGGCCAUGUGAACUACGUGCAGUCCAGACACCAGAGGAUGGAGCCCACCGCUGACCAGCUCAUGCUCUGCGUGUCCGACGGCAAGCGCACCUCUGCCAACGUCGCCUUCCACGUCGUGAUCCACCCUAAAAAUGACGAGGUCCCAGAGUUUGUGGUCCGGAACAUCACGGUGCGAGAAGGAGAAAUGAAGCAGCUGGACUCGUCGGUGUUGCACGCGAUGGACCUGGACGUCCCCAGGAACGUGCUGCUGUUCAGCGUGGUUGAACCCCCUCAGCACGGCAGCAUCGUCGCCCGCGGCGAGCAGCCGGCGAGCCGGAGACGAGAGGCCGGUGCCCCGACCGCCGUGGCUGACUUCACCAUGACCGACCUCGCUGACGGGAUGAGCCUGAUGUACGUGCACGAUGACUCCGAGAACACGGAGGACAGCUUCACGCUGCAGCUAACGGACGGCAGGCACCACGUGCGCAGACAGGUGGCGGUUAAGGUGCUGCCGGUCAAUGACGAGGAGCCUCGGAUCAUAAGAAACGGAGGACUGGAGGUGGAGCCAGGAGACGCGAGGCUCAUAUCCAGCGCGGUCCUGUUCGCUCAGGACGCCGACACGCCGCCUGCACAGCUCGCGUAUGUGUUUGACAGUGUUCCCACCCAAGGACUGCUCCAGCUUAAGGAAGGUCGGCACUGGGUCUCGCUGGCCGCCGGAGGCAGCUGCUCCCAGGACGCGGUGGACAUGAACCUCCUGCGCUACAAGCACACGGGUGCGCACGGGUCCAGAACGCAGGACGCCUUCGCGUUCCGCCUGCUGGACGGAAAGAACCAGUCGCCACCACAGCACUUCCACAUCUCCAUCAAAGACCUCGAGAAAGGGCACAUCGCCGUCUUCGCGAAGCCGGCGAACGUCAGCAGGGGCGACCGCGUGGUCCUCACCACGGACGCGCUGCUGGCCACGGACGGCACGGACAGGCCCGAGGAGCUGCUGUACGUGGUCACCCGCCCCCCGGCUCACGGACAGCUGGAGUACGUGAAGCACCCUGGGCUGGGCAUCUCCACCUUCAGCCAGAUGGACGUGGCAGCGAACCUGGUGGCCUAUGUCCACGACAACAGAGCCAGCGCCCCCGCAGAGAGCUUUCAGUUCGUUGUGAGUAACGGACGGACCAGUCGAAACGGAAGCUUCGAGAUCGCGGUGGAGAUGGUGGAUCGCGUCCUUCCGACCCUCUCCUUCAACAGAGGCCUCUCGGUGCCUCAGGGCUCCUCUGUGAUCCUGGGUCCCGACUGCCUGGGCCUCUCCGAUCCGGACACCCCGCCCGGCGCCCUGACCUUCGACCUGGUGCAGCCGCCGCAGUACGGCCGCCUGCUCCUAGCGGGCGCCGCUCUGAGCGCCGGCUCGAACUUCACACAGCGCGACGUGCAGGAGUUGGAGGUGUCGUACAAACACGACGGGGGCCGAUCGCAGAUCGAUCGAUUUGCCUUCACCGCCUCCGACAGCAGCAAGCGAGGUUUUCUGCUGGACGGACGGCUGCACACAGAACCCAUGUCCUUCACUAUUCAGAUCAGGCCGCUGGAUCGGUCGCCUCCUGAGCUUGUGAGGAAGCUUCCUCUUUGGAAAGCUGAGCUUUUAGCGGACGGACGCUACGGGAUCUUUCUGUCGUCUCGGGAGCUGAAGGCCCAAGACGGCGACAGCAGAGACGAGGAGCUGAGAUUCCGCAUCGCUCGUCCCCCCUACUUCGGCUACCUCGAAAACAUUACUACAGGUGGCUUCGUGUCGCAGCACUUCUCUCAGAUGGAGCUGAACAAGAGGACUAUCGUCUACAUCAUCAAUCUGGACGUGGAGUCUCUGUCCGACAGUUUGGAGCUCACGGUGUCUGAUCCUUUAGGAAACACCGCCCCCCCUCAAACACUGGAGUUCAGCUGGUCUAGUGUGGAACUGUCCCAGCCUCGGGUCUCUGUGUGUGAGGGGCAGGGAGCUGUUUCACUGGGUAUCAUUCGAAAAGGAAACCUGGCGGAGUCCUCGUACAUCACUGUCAAGGUCAAGGAACUGACUGCAGUACCUGGAAAGGAUUUCCUCAAAAGCCCGUCUUCUCUCAUUCAGUUUGAUCCAGGAGUGUCACGGAGGAGCUGGCAGGCAGAAAUCAUUCAAGAUGACCUUGAGGAGGCCGAGGAGAUGUUUGAGGUGCUUCUAGUCUCACCUGAAGGCACGGUGAUCGGCAACACGCACAAGGCUGACGUCACUAUCAGGGACAACGGGGAGCGAGGACCGUGCAGACCGAAUGAGGCUCCUGUUCUUGGAGGGAAGGAAGUUGUGUCAGACACAUACCCCCAGCAUGGAUCCAUCCAGCUGGAGAAACUCCCUCUGGGCACAGAAUCCAUCGUCCUGACCCGAGGAGACGGCCUCUCCUCUGAAGCCAGCCCCCAGAAAAAGACACUCAGAGUCGUUGGCAGCCCAAAGUCUAUCUCUCCUUCUUCGGUUUAUCACAAUGGAACAGACGUAGUUUACACGUAUCAUGGCAUCAUGCAAAUGCAGGUAGUAGACGACUCCUCCCCAUCCACGCAGGGCAGGAAGGCAAGCGUCCGCGUGGCUAGCAGGGGGGCGCAGCAGCAGGCACCCACUCAGCCUCAUAGGUCAAAGGUCAAUUCUCAGACAAAGCUCCAGGAACCGGCUGAGGCGCUUGUGAGAGCUGACACCUUCAUCCCUAAACCUUGUGUGCCUGAGUUAAUGGGACUUCUCCACUUAAACCAAACCACCAAUCAGCUCUUCCACUGCAACGGCGUCUCCUGGAAACCGUGGAGGCCGAGUAGCCAGAUGGUGAGUGGUCAGACGUGUCCUCAGGGCUGGACCUUCCACAGUGGUCGGUGUUACAUCCUCAGCACUGAGCGCAAAAUAACCUGGAGCGCAGCCAGCAGAGAGUGCAAAGAGAGGUACAGAGGAACUUUAGCAAGUGUUCUCUCUAAAGGUGACCAGGACUGGCUGUGGAACUUCAGUGGGAGGAGACCGUUCUGGAUAGGCCUGAAUGACAGGGAGGGCAGGGGGCGCUGGGAGUGGGCCGGGGGCGAGCCGGUGGUCUACACCAACUGGAGGAAGACGCCACCGCGGGCGGGAGAGAGGAGAAGCAAAAGGUGCGUGGUGGUGUGGAGAAGGGCAAAGUGGCAGAUCAGGGACUGCAGGACGAGCAAAGGCCAUGGCUUCGUGUGCUCGGUCAAGACUCGAUCGGGUUAAACAGCAUCAGGAGGUGAAACGCAGCUGCUGCUCCACAGGAGCAUCAGGACGAACAACUCAGGCUGCACAGACUGGACAAACAGCUUACGAAUGACAGUGUAUGAUUCAUAACACUGUUUAUACGGCAGCCUCCUACCACAAGUGCCUUUGUUUAUAAUUCAUUAUAAUAAAUUUACUGAAGUAUUGUUAUAUAUGUAAAGAAGUUGUUUAUUGUGUAUUUUGUUAAUUGCAACCUUUGCUUUGGGGCCAUGGAAAUAUUUGUUCUUCACUUAAUUUUUCUUUUUUUGUCCUUUUCCUCUUUUAUGUUUUUGUGCCCAUUAUAAUGAAGCUUUUCAAUGACUCAAUGACUUCAAAUACAACAAUUCAUCCAUAAACUUGUACAUUCAGCCAAGCACAAAAGAAAACAAACCUUAAAUACAGUAGUAGAAGGGGUGAUCCAGUUUUUUACAUAAUCAGCUGAUGUUUGUGUUGUUAACUGGUGCAAGAUGAUAUGAGACUGUUUUCAAAUGAUCAUAUAAAAAUAUAUUCAUCAGAAUGAG
Betta splendens (Siamese fighting fish) is the source of this 7334-nucleotide messenger RNA. It is a transcript of the gene frem1a, whose product is annotated as Fras1 related extracellular matrix 1a. Bases 280 to 6795 code for a protein of 2171 amino acids. Lineage: Eukaryota; Metazoa; Chordata; Actinopteri; Anabantiformes; Osphronemidae. The transcript has 37 exons. The record is from RefSeq and is a predicted model, not a curated record. Gene Ontology annotation, biological process: cell communication. Gene Ontology annotation, cellular component: membrane.